CCCAUCCUUCAGCAGUCCCUCAACAGCAUCAGCAACAGUCUCCUCAUCCCCAGUUGCCAUGAUGUACUCUGCCAAUGUGCCUGCGGGGGAUCACGAUAUUUUCUUGCUGCUUCUAAAAAUGAGACAGAAGCCAUCAACAGAUCAUCCAGUGAACCUUGACGUACCCUGUCCGUCGAUGGUAAGGGAUUUUAUGGAUCGAAAUGUCACUAUGAUGGAAAUCGACAAUAAUUUGCUGAUGGCCCGUUUGCAAGAUCGUCAACGAGAUGAAGGAGAUGGCGUUUCGUGCAAACACCCAGUGUUGGAUAUUUUUGACAAGGCGAUCAUGAAGUUUUUCCCGCCAAGCCCGAAACUAGAUUGCGCAUCCAAACCCCCUUGGGUCCACCUGCGUGGGGACAAGAUUGUGGUUGACCAAAAUCUAGUCCGCGAACGAAGCAUUCGAUGCGAUUUCGCAGAGGUUUUGCGAGCAACUGAUGAUCUCAACCGUCGAGGCCCCACCUAUUCAACAGACAAAGAACAUAAAUUCCGCCUUUCGGACUUCGUUGAAGCUAGUUGUACAGAUAGACACGGCAACAAAUGGGAAUCAGUCAUAGCUGGUGGAUGGCGUAAUGAAAAAGUUGUUUCCACCACUGGUUGGCAGUUACUGUCACCUGAUGGUUUACCCGUCAAUGUUCUCAUAUGGGGUCAAGAUUCCAUUUCUCGGAACACUUUUGUCAGGAAACUGCCGAAAACGUAUGAAUUCCUAAUGAAAGCCCUUGGAGGGAUCGUGUUGAAAGGCUACAAUAUUGUGGGUGACGGAACUCUUCAAGCCAUAAUACCUCUGAUGACUGGGAAAACCGAGAUAGAACUUCCUGACGCUCGGAAACGGAUGGGAGAUGCGGCGAGUUCCGUGGAUAAACUUUGGUUGUUUGACGAUGCUUCAUGUAGUGGGUUGUCUGAAGGGAUCCUUUUGAAAGGAAAGAGUUGCAAGGUUGAACAGGAACAUAAAGUUCAGGAACAGAUGACAACGCAGGAAUCCUUGCAGGUUUCGACUUCGGUGACAAAGGUUGAGGAGGUGGCGGUUUCAACGAAGGGUUUACGGGAAUUGGCAGUGACGUCGUUGGUUGCUUUGACUACGAUUUCCACGUUGACGUCAAUUUCUCUGACGACUCGGGCGGCCUUUUGCUGGGACUUUGAUUUCUCUGAUUCUUUGUGUUUACUUUACGAGGAGCUGGUUUGCGGAAUGUUUCUUUUGGAUCAGAGUUUGGUUGGGAUUUUUUCCAGCUAUUCCUCUGAA
Messenger RNA from Notodromas monacha, 1273 nucleotides. Lineage: Eukaryota; Metazoa; Arthropoda; Ostracoda; Podocopida; Cyprididae. The record is from the annotation of a GenBank genome assembly.